Messenger RNA from Xenopus tropicalis (tropical clawed frog), 3802 nucleotides. RefSeq names its product cadherin 5 (gene cdh5). Gene Ontology annotation, molecular function: calcium ion binding. The record is from RefSeq and is a predicted model, not a curated record. Gene Ontology annotation, biological process: homophilic cell-cell adhesion; cell adhesion; cell-cell adhesion. The transcript has 12 exons. Gene Ontology annotation, cellular component: membrane; adherens junction; plasma membrane. Bases 165 to 2483 code for a protein of 772 amino acids. NCBI's taxonomy places the organism in Eukaryota, Metazoa, Chordata, Amphibia, Anura, Pipidae.
GGACAUUCUGUUGUUAAACUCCUGCAUUUAUCCAACACCAGCCUGGUAAUCCGUGUGUGAUUUGGUAUCCUGUGGAUUAUUACAGAUUUUUUAAGUAUUUGAAGUUUUACAUUUUGUCAGCAAGGUCUCUCACAACUUUGACUUAGAUUGCUGGAGGGCCUAAGAUGAAGGUGAAAUGGCUUCAAUUUCUGAUUAUAAUGUGUUGCUCCUUGCUCCUAUUCAGCAAAGAGUUCACAAAUGCUGAAACACAUCCUGACAAAACCACCAGGCGUGUCAAGAGAGGAUGGAUAUGGAAUCAAAUGUUUAUUUCAGAGGAAAGAAAUGGAAACCUGCCACAUUAUGUGGGAAAGUUACAGCUUAAUUCCAGCGUUUUACAUCAAAAUGCCAAGUUUGCCAUCCAAGGGGAGUCUGCCAACACAAUUUUUAAAGUUAAUGAGAAAAACGGGGAUAUCUACUGCUUUGAAAGACUAGACCGUGAGAAGAAGUCUGAAUAUCACCUGAUGGCUCUACUGGUAGACAAAAAAACGGCCAAAACUCUGGAGCACCCUUCCAACUUUGUUAUCAGAGUUAUCGAUAUAAAUGACAAUGCGCCGCAAUUUACACAGAAAGCUUUUAAUGGAUCUGUGAAUGAGAUGUCAGACAGAGGUACUUUUGUGACAAAAGUCACCGCUGUAGAUAAUGAUGAUCCUACAAUAGGUGGAAAUGCAGAAGUGACCUACAAAAUCAUCCAAGGACAAGAGUACUUUACAAUUGAUAACAUUGGGACAAUUUAUACUGCAGUAUCAAAUUUAGACAGAGAGCAGAGAGAUACCUAUGAAGUUGUGGUGGAGGCCAGAGACUCCCCAGGGCAAAAUAUGUACAUGUCAAGCACAGCCACAGUGAUCAUUAACUUGAUUGACAUUAAUGACAAUUUUCCAACCUUCACUGAAAGCCAGUUCAAGUUUGACGUUCCAGAGACCCUGAAGGUUGGGGGUGAAGUGGGAAGGUUGAAAGUAGAAGAUAUUGAUGAGCCACAGAACAGAAACACAAAGUAUAGUUUUUUGAAGGAAAGAUUCCAGGAAAUUUUUGCUGUUACCACAAAUGUGAACACAAAUGAAGGGAUUUUGAUAUUAAAAAAGCCCCUGGACUAUGAGAGUGUUAAACAAUAUAACGUGGACAUUGAAGCAACAGAUCCCCUUAUCGACUUACGUGUGGCAAAACAGACUAGGCCCAAGAGUAUUACAAACGUCAUCAUUAAUGUCCUUGAUGUGGAUGAGCCCCCAGUGUUUUCCAAACCAUUCUACAAAUUUGAAAUUUCAGAGGAUUCUAAAUUAAACAAUAUUAUUGGAUUUGUCUCGGCAAAAGAUCCCGAUGCUGCUAAUAGAAACAUCAGAUAUUCUAUGAGAAAUUUUAAAGAUGAACCAAUCAAGGUAACAAACAAUGGAAAUAUUAUCAAUGUCAAGACGCUUGACAGAGAGACUGCGGAUUGGCACAAUUUCACUGUGGUAGCUGAAGAAGUUGAUCCUAGCAACCCUCCUAUUAAAAAAGAGUCUUUGGGACUUGUUUUUAUAAAAGUGCUCGACGUAAAUGACAAUGCUCCAGAAUUUGCCGAACCUUAUGCGCCCAGAGUGUGUGAAAAUGCAGCUCACCAAACGGUUAUAACAAACAUUUCUGCUACUGAUAAGGAUGAAAUGAAACCAAAAAUGAAGUUUACAUAUUAUUCAGCUAAAAAGGAAAACAAUUUCACAGUGCAAGACAAUCAUGAUAACACAGCUACCAUCCUGGUCAAAUAUGGAUAUUUUAAUAGAGAAGUGGCAAAGUUCCAUUAUCUGCCUAUUGUGAUCUCGGACAAUGGACAGCCGGAGCAGAGCAGCACCAAUACUCUUACAAUUACUGUGUGCAAAUGCAAUGAAAAAGGAGAAUUCACAUUCUGUGAGGAGGCUGGAAAGCUGGCUGCUGUUUCUGUUCCAACAAUUGUCAUCAUAUUUGUGUCUUUAUUUCUAAUUAUUUUGGUUGUCACAAUAUUGGCAGUUCUAAGGAGGAUGCAGAAGAAAAAUACCAACAUCUUAGGGAAAAACACAGCAGAGAUUCAUGAGCAACUGGUCACCUAUGAUGAGGAAGGCGGUGGAGAAAUGGACACAAACAGUUAUGACGUAUCUGUAUUGAAUUCUGUGCGCAGAAAUGUUCAAAGGCCAAGGCAAGAAAUGGAGGCAAGUCCCUAUCUGUACGCCCAUGUCCAAAAACCAACAAGAAAUGGAGACAUGUCUUUCAUGAUUGAAGUGAAGAAGGAUGAAGCAGACAAUGAUGGGGAAGGAUUACCAUAUGACACCCUUCACAUAUUUGGGUACGAAGAGUCAGAAUCUAUUGUGGAGUCACUCAGCUCUAUAGAAUCUGGGUCUUCAGAAUCAGAUAUAGACUAUGAUGUAUUAAAUAACUGGGGCCCUAGAUUUAAGAUGCUAGCUGAUCUUUACGGUCUGGAACCAAUUGAAGACUUUCCUUAUUAGUGCAGUACUAGGAAACAGUAAAAUCUUAGAUCAUUUUCAAUCUAGUGCCUAAAUCAACAUUCCAAUUUACUUGGCAGUAGAGGAGUGACUGGACAGGGGUGGUUCUGGGGCUGUUGCUGCAUUGGAUGUCACACCCCCUUAACUCUUUGGCACUGGAGCAGGUCAAGGGGUUACCAAAUAGCUGCACUUGUAAGAGCCCAUUUUCCAUUUUAAAAAAAUGGAAAUUUGGCUCUUAAAGUUACUAGAGGUUGCUUUUUGCCACCCCUGGUAACUGACCACUCACUGCCACCUGCUUCAUGGCAGGAUGAGCCAUGUAACUGGAAAUUACUGGAAAAUCUUCCAUAUUCCCUUUUAAACUGUGCCUCAGUCAAGUCCCUCUUUUUUCUUCCCCCCUGCAACUUAUGGGUCUGUUGUCACAUUAUUGCACAUCAGCCUGUCCCCCGUUUUGUUUUUAUUUUGUAUUUGAUUAAAAAGACAUGAGCAUGCCCUGAGAAAGUUUGAGACCAAAACUAAAUUACCCGAAUAAGAAGGGAAUAAAUAACUAAUCACCUCCAUGAAUCAAAUUAAGCAGAAUUUAUAGUUAAUGUUUUUACAUGGCUUUCAGAUAAAUCAGUCGGCUGGUAGUGCUAUUCAUAACCCGCUGAAGAGAAAUGUCUGCCAGUGAAGGUGUUAAGCGUCAUUAAUCUCUAUCCACCUUUAAAAAACACUGAAUAAAAAUAAUUGUAAUAAUCUUUUUGCAUGUAAAUGGCUGUCACAAAUUUUCUCACUUGCUUUAAGCAAUUUUUCAUUUUAGGACUACUAUUAACACUAUAUAUUAAUCUGUCCUUCCUCAGGGAUACAUUUGUAAAUAAUUACUUGAAAUUAGAUUCUUCUAAUCAGUUGGCCCUGACAUUUAAUUGGUGCUGUAAGAAUAAGACACACCAGCUUAAUGUAAUUGCAUCCUUUCUGGGUAACAUUGAAUUAGAAGUGCUAGGUUUUACAUGGUGUGAAUAAAAUAUUUUCUCAUUUUCAGAUUCAUUGGCACAAAUAACAUCAUCAUUUGUAAUAUUUCUCACUAACAGUAACUCAUGUUUUCUUUUUUUUUUUUUACAAACAUGAAUUUAGCAUUAGUAGUAUUUUUGUGUUGUCUGUAAUUUGUACUGUCCCCAUUUGGCUUUUGUUGUGGGUUUUUGUAUGAUGUAUGAUGCCUAUUUGCAUUUGUACAGGGCACUUGGGUCUGUAUACAAAUUUGUAUUAAAAUGAAAAAAAAAACACAACCAUUGAAUUUUUUUUAUAUUCAUUUUAAAAUGUAGUAAUAAACUACUGAGACAUGAAACAAA